UGUACACAGACAGACGCGUCACAGUUUGUCUGAUCUUUUCCAAUUUCUCCCUCUGUCGUUAAUCUCGUCAGCUAUCGAUGUCAACAAACAUGCAGGCUAUUCUGUCUUUACAGACACAACUUGCCUCGAUAAUGGACGUGCUUGCUAGAGCGGCCGUUGACGAGAUAAGUCAACUCUUUUCCGAGAGCUCGGCUGAUUUGCAGUUGGAGGUUUCUCGCAGCUACAAAGAAAACGAAGCUCUGAAAAUGAGGAUGAAGGUGAUGAAGAACGAGCUUUUCACCCUGCGACUACAAAGGGCGAGUACACCGCGGGGCAGUCGCUUUUCUUUCAGCAGAACUUUAUGCAAGCCUCGGGGGAAACUCGCAGAUAAGACACCUGAGCACCAGACAUCCAUUUACAGCAGAGAUGAUGCCCCUAUUACAAUAGCGGAAGAGGAGAUACCAUCCACAGUCAAAAAAGAGUGUGCAGAUGUGGAGAGUCCAGAUGUCAUCUUGAUAAAAGAUGAGGAGGGUCCUGAGGAUGACUUUGGAGGAUGUGUGCCAGAUGCAGGUCAUGACGAUAUUUGUGAUGAAAAUGUUACCAUGGUGACACCACAGCCGGAACAUGCCACCCAGAGACUAGGUCACGAUGAGGGACCAUACAGCAUGAACGACCCUCACGGUCAUGGUCGAGGUGAAGAAGCGCUGUGCAGCGUGACCAGUACUGAGAACUACCCUUUCUUCAGAGCCCCAGAACUACUUCAGAGUUUUCCCUCACACUCUGGUCUGCUGCCGGACCACACAGUCAGCAAUCAGAUACAGUUGAAUACUCAUUCUAUUGGGGAACCACUGCAAGGCAACCCCCAAAUGAGGGGCUUGCAAAGUGACAGAGGGGGUCUGCCGAGAGGGGAUACAGGAGGACGGGGUCUGAAAAUCGUACAGGUAGCUUCCCUAGAAACCACCCCAACGACCCCAACAACAGCCUUGGUAACAGGGGGUGUGACUGUGAGGCGCCCUAGUCUUGUAAACCAGUUCCAGCGCCACCACGUCCCCCAUGGUACCAAGCCGUUGUUCUGUAGCGACUGUGGGAAGCGCUUCUCUCGCCGGCUUGACUUGAUCCGCCACCGGGCGGUCCACACAGGAGAGAAGCCUGUCAUAUGCAACCUGUGUGGGAACUCGUUUGUCAACAAGACGACACUGAGGGUCCACAUGCGUAUUCAUACAGGGGAGAAACCUUACAUGUGCUCCCUGUGUGGGAAGGGUUUCACCCAGAAUGGCAGCCUGACCAUCCACCUGAGGACCCACUCUGGGGAGAAACCCUACAGCUGCUCCCACUGUGGAGCUUCUUUCAAUAACCCCAGCAACCUGCGCAGACACAUGGUCACACACCCAGAGCAGGCAGGGACGCUGACACUCUGACACCCAAACUCACCGGUGGCCAGUGGAGCUUAAGGUUCUUUAUUUUUCUUCAUCAUUCUCUCAUUCUUGUUCUCGCUCGCUCUCUCUCAAUUCAAUAUAUGCUUUAUUGGCAUAAAUUGGUUGUUUCCACUGUGGCCAAAGCAAAGUAUAUGAAGAAUUACAUAAAUGAACAAUGUUUUUGAGCAACAAUAAUCAUACACAGUGAACAAAAAUGUAAACGCAACAUGCAACAAUUUCAAAGAUUUUACUGAGUUACAGUUCAUAUGAGGAAAUCAGUCAAUUGAAAUAAAUCUAUUAGGCCCUAAUCUAUGGAUUUCACAUGACUGGGAAUACAGAUAUACAUCUGUUAGUCACAGAUACCUUAAAAAAAAAAGGCGUGGCGUGGAUCAGAAAACCAGUCAGUAUCUGGUGUGACCACCAUUUGCCUCAAACAGCGCAACACCUCCUUCACAUAGAGUUGAUCCGGCUGUUGAUUGUGGCCUGUGGAAUGUUGUCCCACUCCUCUUCAAUGGCUGCGAGAAGUUGCUGCAUAUUGGCGGGAACUUUAACACGCUGUCGACAAUGUUGAUCCAGAGCAUCCCAAACAUGCUCAAUGGGUGACAUGUCUGGUGUAUAUGCAGGCCAUGGAAGAACUGGGACAUUUUUAGCUUCCAGGAAUUGCUUCCAUAACCCCACCGUCACCAUGGGGCACUCAGUUCACAAUGUUGAUAUCAGCAAACCGCUCACCCACACGAGCCAUACAUGCUGUCUGUCAUCUGCCCGGCACAGUUGAAACCAGGAUUCAUCCAUGAAGAGCACACUUCUCCAGCGUGCCAGUGGCCAUCGAAGGUGAGCAUUUUCCCACUGAAGUCGGUUACGACACCGAAUUGCAGUCAGGUCAAGACCCUGGUGAGGACAACGAGCUUCACUGAGACUGUUUCUGACAGUUUGCAGAAAUUGUUCAGUUGUACAAACCCACAGUUUCAUCAGCUGUCCGGGUGGCUGGUCUCAGACCAUGCCGCAGGUUAAGAAGCCGGAGGUCCUGGGCUGGCGUGGUUCACAAUGUGGUCUGCGGUUGUGAGGCCGGUUGGACGUACUGCCAAAUUCUCUAAAACAACGUUGGAGGCAGCUUAUGGUAGAGAAAUUUACAUGACAUUCUCUGAGAUGAACAUUACAUUCUCUGGGAACAGCUAUGGUGGACAUUCCUGCAGUCAGCAUUCCAAUGCUCCCUCAACUGGAGACAUUGUGUUGUGUGACAAAACUGCACAUUUUAGAUUGGCCUUUUAUUGUCCCCAGAUCAUGUUGUUUAAUCAGCUUCUUGAUAUGCCACCUGUCAGAUGGAUGGGUUAUCUUGGCAAAGGAUAAAUGCUCACUAACAGGGAUGUAAGCAAAUUUGUGCACAACAUUGAGAAUAAGCAUUUUUUGCAUAUGGAAAGUUUCUGGGAUCUUUAAUUUCAGCUCAUGAAACAUAGGACCAACACUUUACAUGUUGUGUUUAUAUUUGUGUUUAGUGUAUAUCAACAAAAACAAUUAUACAUUCUCUCACACUUCCCGCCCCAGACUGGAACCCACAUCUGUCCCGUCGCUCUUACUCUCCCCAUCUCCCUGAUUUACACUCUGUCUGUCUCUGAUCUAAAUGCACAUACUACAUAAAGUUACUGUAUGAGUAGAUUUUAGUAAGUAACCUACUCUGGCCGAAAUGAAUAAACACUAUGUUUUGAUAUGAA
Molecule: messenger RNA, 3103 nt
Organism: Salvelinus fontinalis (brook trout)
Lineage: Eukaryota; Metazoa; Chordata; Actinopteri; Salmoniformes; Salmonidae
Product: zinc finger protein with KRAB and SCAN domains 2-like
Exons: 4
Coding region: 78-1397 (439 amino acids)
Biological process (GO): regulation of transcription by RNA polymerase II
Molecular function (GO): DNA-binding transcription factor activity; RNA polymerase II cis-regulatory region sequence-specific DNA binding
Source: RefSeq, a predicted model, not a curated record